GCUAGCUUCUACAGGUAGCAACACCAAGAACUCCCCACCUACCACCAGAUACACCAACUCUAACCCGUCAAAAGACUUGCUUUCUGUCCAACUACAUUAAGCCUGACAGAAAUACUCACCAAGGAUGGCCAGCACCAGUUUCUUGCUGCUUCUGCUGGGGGGCUUGUCCAUCAUACAAGGCUUGACUGCUUUGAUUCUGAAACCACCAACCCACGAGUGCCCACCACAGUGUAAGAUUUUCUGUGAAUACGGGUUCGUCUUAGACUCCUAUGGCUGUCCAACCUGCCAGUGCAAACAACGCCCCGACUGUCCUUUCCUUAAAUGUCCUGCUAUUGACUGUCCUUAUGGAAGACUAGAGGAAAACGGAUGUCCUACCUGCCGAUGCAAACCACGUGUUGUGGAUCCUCCACCUGGAAAGCAUUGCCCACCCGUCUGCUUGAUUUUCUGUCCAUACGGGAACGUCUUAGACUCCAACGGCUGUCCAAUCUGCAAAUGCAGAGACCGUCCAGUCUGCCCACCAGUGCGGUGUCCCAGACCUUGCACUAACGGAUACGUCACCAAGAAUGGCUGCCAGACAUGCACGUGCCUACCUGACGUCUGCCGAGACAAAUGCUCGCAGCACUGUGCCAAUCCCUCUUACGCCUUGCCACCUGGCUGUACCUGCAAAUGCCCAAUAGUAGCUUACUAUGGGAUGGUGUCAGCUUUACUUGUGUUCGUGAGCUUGAUAGUCGGCGAAGCAGGAGCAGCUGUUGCACACCCUCCUUUUGACCAAUGCGGACCAGUGUGCGCUAUUGCUUGCCUCUAUGGAAACGUUCCUGAUGAAAGAGGAUGUCCAACAUGUCAGUGCAGAGAAAAACCUUUAUGCCCUCUUUUCAAAUGCCAUGCGUGUGCUAACGGCUACGUCUACGUCGACGGCUGUCAGACUUGUACCUGUCAACCAGACUGUGUACCUGCAGUUUGUCCAACCAUCAAAUGCGCAUACGGACUUCAACGAGACGAGAAUGGCUGCGAGAUCUGUUCGUGCAACCCAGGUCCAGUCUGUAAACUAGUGAGGUGCCGCAAUGCGUGUCCAUAUGGAUACCUGUAUCUAAAUGGAUGUCAGACUUGUACAUGCAGACCAAGACCAGAAUGUCCAAUGAUCAAGUGUGCACGCAACUGUCCUUCUGGAUAUGUCUAUAGCAAAGGAUGCCAAACAUGUACCUGUCUAAAUGUUUUCCAGUAAGUCAGCCUAUCUGUGUAAUAGGCUUAUGAUUGGCCUACCACCUAGCCCUCUGAAAACUCCUUGAAGACUAUCGACUCAUUCUGGAAGUGAAGACCUAGCUCCUCGCUGAACCGCUGAUGACAAACCUAUUAGCUUACCUUCUGACCUGUAGAAAUCUCUUGUGUCUGAUUAGAUCAUAUAGGUGUAUAAAAUAUACCUUGCUUUUAAACAUUACCAGAAAAUUUUCUUGAUUACUACUAUAUUUUUGUAGGAGAGAAGUGUUUAAUGAUCGAAGUGGGAAAUAAAGGGAUACAAAGUACACCAUACUAAAUGCUUAUAACGACAAGUAAAUAGGAAAAUGAGAGAAGGAGAUGAUAGAGGAUCAUGUAGCCGCCAAUCUUUUCUGAAGAGAUAACAACAACAACAACAACAACAACAACAACAACAACAACAACAACAACAACAACAACAAAUGUAAGCAAGAAGUAAAGAAAUUUGGCAUUUAUGUAGUGUAUUUAAAUCAAUCUGAAAUUAGGUCCCAAGGUCUGCUGCCUCAAGAUCAGAAGUAAUAAGUAAUAUUAAUCAUUUAUCUGAUUAGAGCAGUAUAAAACUUCAUUGGUUUAUACUAGAUCCCUAUUCUUAGUAGGUGCUCUAUACGUUUGGUAGCAGCACAUAAAAGCAUAAUACAAUAAAGUGUAUCUAUGUUGUCAAAAUAAAUACUUCUUUUGUUUGUAUGCAUACCUAGUCCUGUGAAAACCCAAAGCAAACCCAUCAGAAUUUUUAGUGAGUUUAUCGGGAUCGUCUGGUUGUGUACAGUCUCUGGUUGCUUCAAACCACAAGAUUUCCCAUCACUGUGUCGUGUGAAAACGGAAACAGGACUAGAUUUUCCCCCUCUGAUUAGACCUGCCUAGUAAAUCCAACUUUAUCAGCAACAAGAUCCCUGACAGAGGACUUGGCAAUCACCAAUCUAUGCUCAGGGACCAGAGUUGUUUUGUAAAUAGUUGUUCGAGGUCAUUUUUCUCAAAGCGGGCAGAAAAGAAUUAAUCACGUUGUGAAGUCCACACUCAACGACUGCAAGUGCCACCUGGAUUUUUAAUAGCUUUUUCCUUGCGAUUGACAGAAGACAUACUGUUAAUACCAUGAGGUCGCCACUACUUAACUACAACUCAGCUUUGUCCUUGUACCUUUUCUUUGCUUCCCUGAUGGCAUUCCGCACCUCUCUGUUCGUUACUUUUUUGUCAUAUACAGUUUCAGUAUAAAAUAUACACUUUUUAUUUUUUAA
Pomacea canaliculata is the source of this 2483-nucleotide messenger RNA. Its product is annotated as antistasin-like. NCBI's taxonomy places the organism in Eukaryota, Metazoa, Mollusca, Gastropoda, Architaenioglossa, Ampullariidae. The coding region runs from base 125 to 1222 and encodes 365 amino acids. The transcript has 13 exons. The record is from RefSeq and is a predicted model, not a curated record. Gene Ontology annotation, molecular function: serine-type endopeptidase inhibitor activity.